Messenger RNA from Panthera uncia (snow leopard), 517 nucleotides. Its product is annotated as histone H2B type 3-B. The transcript has a single exon. The record is from RefSeq and is a predicted model, not a curated record. Gene Ontology annotation, molecular function: protein heterodimerization activity; DNA binding; structural constituent of chromatin. Bases 57 to 437 code for a protein of 126 amino acids. Gene Ontology annotation, cellular component: nucleosome. Lineage: Eukaryota; Metazoa; Chordata; Mammalia; Carnivora; Felidae.
GUAUAAAUACAGUUGCUCGGGCCGCACGUUCUUUUUGUUUGGAGAGACUUGCCAUCAUGCCUGAUCCGUCUAAAUCGGCACCCGCGCCCAAGAAGGGCUCCAAGAAGGCCGUCACCAAAGCGCAAAAGAAGGACGGCAAGAAGCGCAAGCGCAGCCGCAAGGAGAGCUACUCCAUCUACGUGUACAAGGUGCUGAAGCAGGUGCACCCCGACACCGGCAUCUCGUCCAAGGCCAUGGGCAUCAUGAACUCGUUUGUCAACGACAUCUUCGAGCGCAUCGCCAGCGAGGCCUCUCGCCUGGCGCAUUACAACAAGCGUUCGACCAUCACGUCCCGCGAGGUGCAGACGGCUGUGCGCCUGCUGCUGCCGGGCGAACUGGCCAAGCACGCUGUGUCUGAGGGCACCAAGGCCGUCACCAAGUACACCAGCUCCAAGUGAGGCGCGCCGGGCGCCCUGGAACCCAAAGGCUCUUUUCAGAGCCACCCACAUAAUCGAAAAAGGGUUUCGAACACGGUGAA